UUGUGAAAGAUGAGCUACCAACAAUUUUAUUCUGAAAUUGUCAGCAUAUAUUUCCCUUCUUUUGUAUUGCAUUGGAAAUAAAUUGUUUAACUUAAAUCCUUUGUCUAUACGUUUUACAGAAAUGAUGUCUGUAGUGACUUUUCUUUGGCCACCCGAAUAAACUCACUGGGUCUUACCUGGCCACCCCUGAAAAACAUUCUGGCUAUGCCCCUGAGUGCGCCCUAAAGUAUGCAAAGUAUGACCUUUGUUCUCAUUUUUUUCAAGCUCAAUGCAAAUACAAACACACACGUUUAGACCGCUCUAAAUCCUGGUGUUAAAAGAAUGUUUUUUGUGUAGGCUGACCUUGGAAAUGAACUCACUUGUGGUGUGGAAGGAAAAGAGCACAACAGUGAACAGCUGUUUUUUGAGCAGCUUUGUUUCCAAAAGUGUUUUUUUAUUCAUUUCCUUCCAUUGAUAAAUCGUUAAGCGCUCCAAGCCUUGAUCCAAACCAACCAGCUCUGGAAUGAAUUGUGUCAUUACAACAAUUGAUGAGAAACAAAAGUAUUUGAAAUAAUAUCACAAAUGUCAGUAUCAUUCAGACAGCACAAUAUAUGUUAGACAAUAGUUUUAAGUACAGAUUAUGGUGUAAGCACAGAUUAUGCUAUUCACAGUGGUUUAUAUGAGUGGGCUUUGCUUUCCCCAUGGAGGGUUUUUUUAUUGCCAUGAAACAGUUUUUAGUUUAAGGGAAGACCGUAGUAAUUUUAAGACUUCUCAGUGGUAGACCUCUUGAUAUUUGAAAUAUGAUAGCAGCAUAAUUUUUUAUUUAUUCAGUUUUUACUCUAGUGCCUUGAGGGGCAGAAAUUCAGAUGUUCAUGGGGAAUUCAUUCCUGAUGUUGAUGUUCAUGCUCUGUUGUUUGUACUAAAAUACAGUGUUCGUCCAAGGUUAGCUGCACUUCUGUCAUAGCUGGUGUUGAAUCACAUUCUUUGGUGCUGCUUAAGUUAAACCCAAAUCCCUUAGUCAUAUUAUUGUUCUUGUACAAGCCAAGUCCUGUCCACAGCAUAUGUAUGUGUUAUACAAACUCCCAUUGUCAAAAUCUGACAAUGGCACAAUUGCGGUGAGCAGGAUAGCCAGUAGCUAUAAAGCCUGGUGCUCUGUCAGCAUAGGACACAGGACACCAGUCAGCAGAACUCCUACAUUCCUCAGUGCCACAUUCUUCCCUCACCCACCCCACACUUCAGACCCCAUGCUGAGAUUCUGAGCAAUUGCAAGGUCAUGGUGGAAGAGGGCAGUAAGGCCGCUGCUGCACGACUGCAGGCUGGCGACGAACUUGUCGAUAUCAACAACUAUCCUCUUACUGGCUAUAGACAAGAAGCCAUUUGCCUAGUCAAGGGGUCCCACAAAACUCUUAGCCUGGUGGUGAAAAGGAAAAUGAAAAUGGUGGAUAUUGUAGCGCAGAAAAUGCCAUCAGAGAGCGACGUGCAUAUGGCCCGGAGUUUUCUCACGAAGAUUUUACGAAGUUCCAUGAGAAGAAAUGAACCCAUGAGCAGACCUCACUCCUGGCAUGCUACCAAGUUUAACGAAAAUCACUCGGAAGGCAAAACACAAUCCACACCCUCACCAGUCUGGCAAACAAGAUAUGAUGCAAGUUCAUGCUCUUCUGAUCUCUCUUCUGGCUGGGAACAAACCAAUCUACGGAGAGCAUCCGAUCAGUUUAGUUCCUUGGGCAGUAUGGAUAGCCUAGAGCAUGGUUCUCAUCCCUAUCCACCUGGCCGCCUUUCCCCGAGCAGGUCCAAUAAUAACAGCAUUGAACAUUUAGGUGGUGGCAAAAGAGACUCUGCAUACAGUUCCUUUUCCACAAGCUCGGGAACACCAGAUUAUACGCUUUCCAAAAGCAACACUGCAUCCACUGAGAACAUGCUGUACAAAAUAAAUCAGUGGGACUCAAAUGGCAGGCAUAGCAAUGGCAGGCACAGUCAAGGCCUCAGUGAAAACCUCCGUCAUGAUGAAAGGCUGGGAUACAUGCAGAUUUCCUCAAGUACAACCAGCCAGGAGAACCCAAGACUUGAAGAACAACCAGGUGCUCGCCAUUCAAGCUCUUCAAGAGUUAGUAUUGGUCCUGUUUGGCACGUUCCAGACAUGAAGAAAAAUGUGGCAUCAUCUACCCCGCCUCCAACUCCACCUACACGCAUUGAUAGUUUUGCAGCUACUAAGGUUCAUGAAAAGAGUUUGAUCACAGGCACUUCGGAGGGCCACGGUGUUCAUGCUCAGUUAAAGCCUCAGGUGAAAGGAUUGCAAAAGGCAGUAGAGACCCAUGAAAGCACACUAAGGUCUUACCAAGGCAGUGAGACUGGUCUUGAAGGUCGACGUGAUUAUAAUCUGCCCUCCAAAAUCACCUCUGCAAAUUCCUACAUUUCAUCUGAUGCCAAUCAUCAGCAUUCCCACCACAUGUCCUCAGACAAGACAUAUUCCCUGUCAACCACAGAUGUCAGAGAUAGACAUCCAACCUACGCCCAUGCUCCAUAUCAUUCACUACAAUACAGCGACGAGGCCACAUUCCAUGCUCAAACUAGGACCGUUCCUGCACCAAAGCCUCUAUUCAGUGGUUACCACAGCAGUAUGCAUGACCUGCCCACAAUCAACCACACACAGCUAAACAGCCAGAAUCAGGUUAGAAGGCCAUCUGCUACACUGUCCGGUUCUGCUACCAAUCCUGAAGGAAGUAGUCAGAGCCGUUACUAUGGAGUCACCUCCCACCAAACCCCUCAGGGAAUGUCCCAGGCUUCUUUAGCGAGAGUUGGUGACUCUAAAGCUUACUCAAUCUCCGAAUUGUCACAUGUUGGAAGGGAAAGAGUAUCCAUAGGUUCUCAAGGAGGAAUUAAAGACGGGUAUUACCCACCUCAGUCACAGAACCAUGGCCCAGAUCACAAAGAUUUUAAUGCUUAUUCCAGACAAAGUGACAACCACCAGCAACGUUUCUCAUCAAUCAGUAAUUCCUUAAACAAGCCUGAUUCAACAACCACAAAACCUUCUGAGCUUAGGGGGAACCAGAAGCAACACCAUGUGCCCAGUUCAGAUUUGCACCCUGGCAGUUAUCUCCCCAGUCAGCAACCUGAGCAAAAAAGAAGUGUUAGCCAUCUCCAUCCUAAAGAGUAUUCGCAACAACCCUUGCCCACUAAAAGUGAACCAAACAUAUCUCCACAGAAAACACCUAUGUUGUAUUCUCUUGCCCAAGAGCACAAUGACACUGAUAGCUAUCAAGAGCAGAUACACAGUGGAAGUGGACAACAGGAAGCCCUUGACAGUGAAAGUGGCAAAAAGGCAAGACGAAGUGACCGCUAUGCCACAACUCUCCGCAAUGAGAUACAGAUGAGGAGGGCCCAGCUUCAGAAGAGCCAAAGCGCUGCCUCUUUAGGCAGCCCUGUUGAAGCUGUAGAAGAGCCUGCUAUCUGUAAGUCCACUGGGACUACUUCUUCCUCCUCAGAUGGCACUUUUUCCAACUCUUAUAAGGACCACCUAAAAGAAGCCCAGGCCAGGGUCCUUCAGGCUACAUCUUUCAGACGAAGAGACUUAGAGCCAGUACUGUUUGAGCAGUACGAAGCUGCCACUCGGAAAGACACACCACCUCUUUCGAGUGUUUCGGAGGUCCCACCCAGUAAACCCAUAGCAGGGAGUAGUCAGGUGUUUCGCAUUGGUGGUCGAAAGCGCUUUUCUACUGACAAGAAAGUUCGGUCUUUUUCUGAGCCAGAUAAAAUUCAUGAAGUGGGCGCUAAUGAGCACUCCUCUGUGUCUGACAGUGCUCAAAAUCGGCACAAAUUCUUUGAGCCAACAGCAAAACCAGCCUUCUCUAAACUCAUGCCAAAGCACAACCUGCAAAUGUGUGAAGACACCAGAGUGUCAAAACCCGGAGGCAUGCACCAUCCUGCAAAGACUGACAUAGCUGGGCGGAGUAACAGCGACAGAUCAUCCCCCACUGAACUCCACCUAAAUGAAAGUCAGAAUGGUUCUCACUCAGUGAGCCAGCAAGCCAUGAUAAAGCAGCAGAGACUUGGCACUUUUGCAGAGUAUGAGGCCAAAUGGGACAUCCAGAAGAAAAAUGAACCAAGGACAUCUGGUAGAUACCACUCUGCUGAUAACAUCCUUGACACAGGAGUUGAGGAGCGAAGUAAGCGCACCUGUGUGCAUGGAAGAUCUAGAUCCUCCCCUUCAGCUGACUUCUAUGAACAGAAGCUUCCAGUUCAAGCAAAGACAUCAGAUGGCUCUUCGAAAUCAGACAGAAAUAACUCCGAUCAGGAAAAGAAUGGAACAGGGUUAAAUGAAACCAUACAAAGCGAACUCGUAUGCAAGGAGAAACCAGAACCACCCACUCCUGUUUUGACUAAAGACCUGGAGAUAAAGCCUUCGGAUCCACCAACCGGUCACCUUAAACCCGCUCUGCAGUUUUCUGACGUUGGCACUCGCAGUGAACCGGUGGCCCUCACCAAAAAUAAGGGCUCUGUUCUGGAUAAGUACAAAUGCCCUGAGGGCACACCUCCUCCUCUUGGCACAUUUCAGGAGGUUCAGUCUGGAUCACGAGGAGGACUCUUGGCUUCUCUUUCUCCUGUCAACAGUCAAAGCCCCGCCCCUUUCUUACCCCAAGUUCCCUGGAAGAGCGUGGAACAUUGCAAAGGACCAAUCAGGGAGGAGGAGCUUGUGCCUCCUCCCUUUCCACCCCCUCCCCCUCCUGUUGCCCUGCCCACCCAAGAAACCACUGGCUCGACCCAGCCCACCAUGGAGGGCCAGCGUUCACCCUCGCCCCAGUUCGCUCCCCAGAGGCUGACUGACAAGCCCCCUGUUUCUGUCUCCAUACAGGAUGAAGCUCCUGGAAGGAUGGAUAGGGUUACAGAUGAAGCAACAUCAGUGAAAAAAGUGCCCAUUAAGAUUGUCCGCUCAGAGAGCGACACAGAAAAAGAAAGUCGACAGUACCUCGACCUGCCCAGCGAGACCCUGCUCAGCUCCCAGGGACUUGGGAUAACUCAUCUUCACAGUUUAGGAAACCCGGAUCAGUCGUACUCUCUUUUUUGUACUUACACGAGGCAAAAGGACCAGGGGCCUGAACAACGAGACAUGACCAUGGGCCCUCUGAAAGACCAGGGGCUGGAACCCAACAUGAACCCAGGACCUCACGCAAUGUCAGUGGAUCAGAGCAGCAAUGGACUAUCUUCACAUUCGUCUCAGUCUGAUAAUGAUGAUGGCAAGAGAGAAGAGCUGGUGAGGGACAUAAUGGACAAGGACAAAUCCCUGGUGGACAUUUUAACCCCGAGUAAGAUGAAGACUACCAUGGAUCUGAUGGAGGGGAUUUUUCCUCAGGAUGAGCAGCUGCUGGAGGACGCCCAACAGCGCAGGAAAGCUGCACCUAAAAAGAUGUCCCCACGCAACUCUGUGGAAAAAAAGGAAGAAGAGAGCCUGGCGCAAGGCGCUGCUUUAGUGUCUAAUUCCACCUACUACAGUACAUCUGUGCCCAAAGCAGAGCUGCUGAUAAAGAUGAAGGACAUGCAGGAACAAAGCGUUGAACACAUCUCAGAAGAAGAGUUAGAGGAGGACAAUGAAACCGAUCUCUCCGACAAGAAGCACGAGUUGAUUGACAGCCUCAGCAGGAAGCUGCAGGUGCUGAGGGAAGCUCAACAGAGUCUACAGGAGGACGUUCAGGACAACAAUGCUCUUGGGGAGGAUGUGGAGGCCAUCGUACAGGGUGUCUGCAAGCCUAAUGAGCUGGACAAGUUCCGAAUGUUUGUCGGCGACCUUGAUAAAGUGGUCAACCUUCUGCUGUCACUCUCUGGACGCCUGGCCAGAGUGGAGAAUGCACUUAACAGUCUGGAGGAAGAUGCUUCGCUGGAGGAGAGGCGCACAUUGACAGAGAAACGUAAACUGCUGAUCCGCCAACAUGAGGAUGCCAAGGAACUGAAGGAGAACCUUGACAGGAGAGAGCGUGUGGUCUACGAGUUCCUGGGCAGCUACCUGCCGGAGGAGAGGAUGGCUGACUAUGAGCACUUUGUGAAGAUGAAAUCAGCCCUCAUUAUUGAGCAGCGAAAACUCGAGGAUAAGAUCAAACUCGGUGAAGAGCAGCUCAAGUGCCUGAUGGACAGUCUGCCGCUGGACCAAAGGAGUUUCUUCUGAGACGUUUCAUUUAUUGAUCCAGAGCACCUCACACGACACACCCUAAAUAACUGGGUCCCAUAGAUAAAUACUGUACUGUGUUCUGUUUGCCACUAAUGGAAUUACACUACAUUGUGGUUAGAUAUUAUGCCACCAGAAAAGAUACCACUUUUGCAAGACUUAAAUGAAGAUUUAAGACUCUGACAGUGCUGGGCACUUCAGAUCAUGAUUAUAUAGAUAGACCACACUGUGGUUGUUACCUGUUAUUAAGUGUCAUCUAAUCUUAUGCUUUUCUAAAUGUUACACGACCCAUAUAAUUAUAUGGUGAACAAUUAUUAUGCUUUUCACUUUUUCUGAACUAUUUAAAUGAAGACCGUGGCACUGUUUGCACAGGACACGUAAGUGCUCUUGAAAUUUAAACUCGCUUCAACUCGUAGGCCAUGGUCAAUCACUGUGCUGUAGCUUCUUUUAACCACUAGAGGGCAAUGAAGGACGCAUCUUCAAAAUCUGUCCCUGAACCUCCAACACAAAAGCAUCAUCAAACGAUUAAAGGGGUCUUCAUUUCAGUCACAUAUAUGCUGUGAUGACAUUUACAAAAGGAGGAUUUCACGAACUGCAAAAAAAUGACAUUUUUAAAUGGUGAAUUAUUUCCUAUGAUGUGCAUCACUAUCUUGGUCAUGUUACGAAUAAUUCCAUGUUAUUUUUAGUAAUUUAUUUUAGCUUUUUAAAUCUUUGUAUAUAACUAGAGCAGGCUAGUAUGUAUGCAUUCACUUUAAAUAAGUCAAGCAAACUACCACUUUAGUCUUUACGCUUUCAUAGACAUAUCACAUUG
This is a messenger RNA of Misgurnus anguillicaudatus (oriental weatherfish), 6944 nucleotides long. It is a transcript of the gene shroom2a, whose product is annotated as shroom family member 2a. Gene Ontology annotation, cellular component: cortical actin cytoskeleton; adherens junction; apical plasma membrane. The record is from RefSeq and is a predicted model, not a curated record. Gene Ontology annotation, biological process: actin filament organization. Lineage: Eukaryota; Metazoa; Chordata; Actinopteri; Cypriniformes; Cobitidae. Gene Ontology annotation, molecular function: actin filament binding.